Pipistrellus kuhlii (Kuhl's pipistrelle) is the source of this 3498-nucleotide messenger RNA. It is a transcript of the gene SLC2A10, whose product is annotated as solute carrier family 2 member 10. Gene Ontology annotation, molecular function: transmembrane transporter activity. Gene Ontology annotation, cellular component: membrane. Lineage: Eukaryota; Metazoa; Chordata; Mammalia; Chiroptera; Vespertilionidae. The record is from RefSeq and is a predicted model, not a curated record. Gene Ontology annotation, biological process: transmembrane transport. The transcript is spliced from 5 exons. The coding region runs from base 681 to 2405 and encodes 574 amino acids.
GGGGCCUUAGCUGACUAUCCUAAUUAAAGAAGUCCGCCAUCACUCUCAGUCUCUUUUCUCUACUUCUUUAAAUGAUACCUAUCGCCACCUGAAGUUAUAGCACAGAUUUAUUUGUUCCUCAUCUGCCUUUUUCUACUAUUGCCAGCCCUAAUAAUACAGCUUGGUGUUGUAAGUGCCAGAUAAAUAUGUUUUGAAGGAGUGGUUGAAUGGAUGGGUGGAUACAUAAGGGAUGGAAUACACAUAUGGCUGGAUGAAUGGAUAUUCUUGUGAAUAGAUGGAUUAAUAGAUGGAUGUUUGGGUGAAUUAAGGGGUAUGCGAAUGGACAAAUUAAUAGAUGAAUAUGUGGUGGAUAAAUUAUUAUAGAUGGAUAAAUUGAAGAGAGUAUAAUGAAGGGAUGGGUUGAUUGAUCAAUAAAUAGAUGUGCAAAAUGGAUGAAAGGAGGAGUGGAUGAGUGGAUAGAUGGUUCAAUAAAUAGAUAGAUAGGUGAAUGGUAGAGUAGUUGAUGAAGGAGUGAGUGGAUGAAAGAAGGAGUGGAUAGAUGCAUGGGUAGAUGGAUGGCUGGGUGAAUGGAGGAAGUAGAUGAAUGGUUGGAGGGAUGGAGGGAGAGAUGGGUGAAGGAGGAAGUGGAUGGUGAAUAAUGAGUGGAUGAAUCAAUGGAUGAUAGAUGAAUAAAUGGAUGGAUGGAUGGAUGGAUGCAACUGUCAAACAGAGGAGUGGUUGAAUGGAUGGAGGCUCUAACAAGGAACCUUUCUGAACCUGGCCCCUGUCACUUUUGUUUUCCAGGCCGCCCACCACCCCUCCUGCCCCUGUGUGCCUCUGUGUCUUUGCUGGGCGGCUUGACCUUUGGUUAUGAACUGGCAGUCAUAUCGGGGGCCCUGCUGCCACUGCAGCUUGACUUUGGGCUCAGCUGCUUGGAGCAGGAGGUCCUGGUGGGCAGCCUGCUCCUGGGGGCGCUCCUCGCCUCUCUGGUGGGGGGCUUCCUCAUUGACCGCUAUGGCAGGAAACAAGCCAUCCUGGGGAGCAACGUGGUGCUGUUGGCAGGCAGCCUGAGCCUGGGCCUGGCUGGCUCCCUGGCCUGGCUGGUCCUGGGCCGUUUGGCUGCUGGCUUUGCCAUCUCCCUCUCAGCCAUGGCCUGCUGCAUCUACGUGUCCGAGCUGGUGGGGCCGCGGCAGCGGGGGGUGAUGGUGUCCCUCUACGAGGCAGGCAUCACUGUAGGCAUCCUGCUCUCCUACGCACUCAACUACGCGCUGGCCGCCGUGCCCCGGGGCUGGAGGCACAUGUUCGGCUGGGCUGCUGCGCCCGCUCUCCUGCAGUCCCUCAGCCUCCUCAUCCUCCCUGCGGGUACAGGUGAUGCCGCCGCCCACAGGGAUCUCAUCCCCCUCCAAGGAGGGGAGGCCACUGAGCAGGGCCUGGGGAGGCCACGAUACUCCUUUUUGGACCUCUUCCGGGAGCGGGACAAUAUGCGAGGCCGGACCACCGUGGGGCUGGGGCUGGUGCUUUUCCAGCAGCUAACAGGGCAGCCCAACGUGCUGUCCUAUGCCUCCACCAUCUUCCACUCUGUUGGCUUCCGUGGGGAAUCCUCAGCCGUGCUGGCCUCCGUGGGGCUUGGCGCCGUAAAGGUGGCAGCUACUCUGACUGCCAUGGGGCUGGUGGACCGAGCAGGCCGCAGGGCCCUAUUGCUAGCUGGCUGUGCCCUCAUGGCCCUGUCCGUCAGUGGCAUAGGCCUGGUCAGCUUCGCUGUGCCCAUGGACUCGGGCCCCAGCUGCCUGGCCGUGUCCAAUGCCACCAGGCCAUUAAACCUCCCUGGAGACUCUGGCCUGCCAACGGGCUUCUCUUCACAUCCACUGUCAACCACCAGCGAGAAUCAAGAGGAGCCAGUCUCGCCAACUCCUGAGAAAACCAAGCGUCCUUCCAGAGCUGGGAAUCCCACAGCCCCUCCUGUGCCAGUCCUGCGCACCGGCUCCCCGGCAGCCCCGUCCCCUGCCCCGGAGCGUGCCCUGCUGCACUGGACCGCGCUGGUCUGCAUGAUGGUGUUUGUGAGCGCCUUCUCCUUCGGAUUUGGACCAGUGACCUGGCUGGUCCUCAGCGAGAUCUACCCCGCGGAGAUCCGAGGGAGGGCCUUCGCCUUCUGCAGCAGCUUCAACUGGGCCGCCAACCUCUUCAUCAGCCUCUCCUUCCUCGACCUCAUCGGCUCCAUUGGCUUGUCCUGGACCUUCCUGCUGUACGGGCUGACCGCUGUCCUUGGCCUGGGCUUCAUCUAUGUAUUUGUUCCUGAAACAAAAGGCCAGUCGUUGGCAGAGAUAGACCAGCAGUUCCAGCGGAGACGGUUCCCCCCGAGCUUUGGCCACAGGCAGAGCACGUCUGGCGUACAGUACAGCCGCAUCAAGGCCUCUGCAGCGUCCUGAGGAGCCCGCUGCUUGGGAAAUGCUGGGCCCGUGGUUUUAGCAGCCGAGGUCCAGCUUCCUGCCUGCCUGGGCUCUGGAGCACAAGUUCUAGGUGGUCCUUUGAGACUGAGCCCUGCUCCAGAGAAGGUCUUCUGUGCUGGGGGGGAAAGGGAUGGGAGUCUGAGAACCCGAAAGUCUUCAUGCUCAGUCUCAGGCUCUGAGGGUUUCUGGGGAGCUGCCUUCUUGCCUCAGUUUCCCCACUGGCCCUGCACACUCUGCAGUGCUGAUAAUGAGAACUUCUUGUGGAGUUUCCACUGUGCCUUGGGCUUUCUCAGAGAAUCUCUGGCAGGAAGGCUCUCCCCCUCAAUCCAGCUGAGGAUGCCAUAGUCUCUGCUCUUUUGUCUCAGCGAGGGGGAAGCCUGCUCUUUUGACUCUUGGAAAUCAGUUUUGCUCACCCCUCUAAUUCUCUUAUCCGGAAUAUCUACCAUUCACCAGCAACCCACGCUGGUCGGCAAGAGGCUUUGAGUUCUAGUCCUGAAUCUGCUGCUGUCAUUGCUGUAUGACCAUGGGCCUCAGUUUCUCCCCAUUGUACAGUCAGGACCUGGACUAAGUGGUUCUUUUUUUUAAAUGUGCACACCAAUGAACUGGAAUUCUAAAUGCUGAUAAUACAACAGCUACUCAACAUGGGCCUGCUCUUAAGUUGUUAGUCAUCUCUUGGGAGGAUGUAAGUUUCAUUAGGAGAAAGGUCGACAGAAGUCCAGAAUUAAGUGUCUUAACAUCCAGCGUAGAAGGAGUUAUACUGGGGCUGUCUCCAGGCUGGUGCUUGCUGCCCUUCCAUGCGAAAGGAGAUGGUUUGGAGGCCCACAGACCUGGUUGUCUGUCUUGCCUCUACCUCUUGGCAACUGUUGACUUUGAGUGAGUAACAACUCCCUCAAGCUCUAGCUCUUCAUUCUCUCCUCUCCUUUCUACACACAGAUGCUCCUCGACUUGUGAUGGGGUCACAGCCCAUUAAACCCAUCCUGAAGCCAAAAAUGCAGUUAGCACACCUCACCUACCACACCUCGAAGCUUAUGGCCUACCUUGAACAUGCUCAGAACACCUGCAUAAAUUAGCC